Messenger RNA from Oryza brachyantha (malo sina), 708 nucleotides. RefSeq lists its product as uncharacterized. Lineage: Eukaryota; Viridiplantae; Streptophyta; Magnoliopsida; Poales; Poaceae. Bases 1 to 438 code for a protein of 145 amino acids. The record is from RefSeq and is a predicted model, not a curated record. The transcript has 5 exons.
AUGCAAAUGUACCGGCUUGGGCAGUGCUUCAUAUCGUAUAGUGUUGUUGCCCAUCUUACAGGAGAAAAGCGGACCUCACUUAGCUCCUUACGGAAAAAAUAUGUGAUUUUUACAGUCUCAGCUCCAUACUUAGUGCAAAACUGGGUGGGAGUUGUGAAAUCCUUUGUGGCCUACUGCUUCAAAGGUAUUCUUUGGGCGGCAAGGAUAACAAAUCAGUACUUCCAAACUAUUGGUGCUCCCACGUUAGCAAGUGUUUUGGUUUAUCCCAAUAAUUUCACCACAAGUGAGGAAGGUUUCUUUGCCAAUCUAUCAACUCAGCCGGUGUCUCAUGAGCUUCUUCAACAGUAUGUAUACAUGAAAUUUUUACUCAUAUUGCCACCAUUUAAUGGAACAUAUGAAAACAUGCACUUCAUAGCGGCGUGUCCUUCAUUCUUGUAGUUUCACUUAAUAAAAGGUUUCACUUGAUAAAAUUAUGUGAUUAACGAGAGAGUUGUCCUCCUAAACGGUGGAAUCUGGACCAACAACAGAACCUGCAAAUUAGGUCUACAUGUAACUAACUAAUCAGUUCAGCUCUAGACAUGGUCUGUGAGAAAGUUGCUUCACACUUAAUUAUCUGCAUGGGAGCUUAUAUUUUUAUUUAGCCCGAAUAUUAGUUUUUUUUGAUUGACAUACAGUACACUAUUUUUAGGUGAUAGGGAAAAUAUUUGU